Cololabis saira (Pacific saury) is the source of this 4239-nucleotide messenger RNA. RefSeq names its product poly(A) specific ribonuclease subunit PAN2 (gene pan2). NCBI's taxonomy places the organism in Eukaryota, Metazoa, Chordata, Actinopteri, Beloniformes, Belonidae. Bases 91 to 3732 code for a protein of 1213 amino acids. Gene Ontology annotation, biological process: mRNA processing; nuclear-transcribed mRNA poly(A) tail shortening. Gene Ontology annotation, molecular function: nucleic acid binding; poly(A)-specific ribonuclease activity; protein binding. Gene Ontology annotation, cellular component: PAN complex; P-body. The record is from RefSeq and is a predicted model, not a curated record. The transcript is spliced from 26 exons.
CCGGAAGCGUUAGUGUGUUGUUGUUGUGAACCUGAGCAUGGACACUUGUGCGUUAAAACGCUUCAAUAAAAGGUUGCUUUAACUGUAUUGAUGAUGAACUUCGACGGGCUGGACGCCGGGAUGGGGGAGUACGGCUCCAGCCUCCACGGGAGCCUGGAUGCCGGGCUGGAGCCCCCCAUGGACCCUCACCUCAACCCCAACCUGAACCCCAGCCUCAACCCCGGCCUCCUGCAGGGCGUGCAGCUGGACCCCGAGCUGGCCGGGACGGGGCCCGACCCCGUGCACCUCAUGGAGGGAAUGUUCUCCGAGGUCCACAGUGUGGUCUCGGAAGUUGGCGUCCCGGUCACUGCAACACAUUUCGACCUUCAGGAGGAAAUGCUCUGGAUGGGGAACCACAGGGGUCAUGUAACCUCGUUCUUUGGACCUACAAUGGGACGCUAUUCUUCUUUCCAAGCGCAUGCAGCAGAUGAUGUCCGACACAUUCAAAGUUUGGAAACAGGGGUGUUGGUUCUAUCUAAGAGCAACCUCAAAUGCUUCACCCGCGGGGGCGUUGUAAUGUUUGAUUAUCCGAUGGAAGAAGGAGCUGACAUGCAUAGUCUUCUCAUGACUGAUAACAACACAAUGCUCGUGGGUGGAUUACAAAAUUAUGUGGUUGAAGUUGACUUGAAUACUGUUCAAGAAACUCAAAAGUUUGCUGUUGAGGUACCUGGAGUAGCAAUAAUGCGUCAAACCAAUCGGUAUUUCUUCUGUGGGCACACUUCUGGCAAGAUAACCCUCCGUGACCUGCGCACUUUGAGGAUGGAACACGAGUUUGACGCGUUCUCCGGCAGUCUGUCGGACUUUGAUGUUCAUGGGAACCUGCUGGCCGCAUGCGGGUUCUCUAGCCGGGGAAUGAACGGGUUGGCCUGUGAUCGAUUCCUCAUGGUGUAUGAUCUCCGUAUGAUGCGAGCUGUUACUCCGCUUCAGGUGCAUGUGGAUCCCCUCUUCCUGCGAUUUAUUCCUACUUACACGUCACGACUUGUGAUCAUCUCACAGACAGCUCAGUGCCAGUUCUGUGAGCCCACCGGUCUUGCCAAUGUGGCAGAUAUUUUUCACGUCAACACUGUCGGCCAGCUGCUCAUGAGUUUCGAUGUAUCAUCCAGCAAACAGGCCCUGGCCUUCGGGGAUUCAGGGGGUUGUGUGCACCUGUGGUCUGAUGUUUCAGAGGUGUCUUUCAAUGACUACUCUCGGGAGACAGACUUUGCUCUUCCCUGCCUCGUGGACACGUUGCCUCAGCUGGACUGGAAUCAUGUGCUGCUGCCCCUCUCACUCGUCCCCGUGCCCCUGACGAGCACCGAGCCCCUGCUGUCGGACUGGCCCGCCCCCCUGGCUACGCCGAGCCCCAGACGAGCUCCUCCUGUGGACCCAGAAAUCCUGCGCACCAUGAAAACUGUUGGUUUCAUCGGUUAUGCAGCAAAUCCUCGCACACGCCCUCGAAACCAGGUUCCGUAUAAGAUCAAAGACGUGGAGCUUGAUUAUGAUAAUUACAGCCAGGUACCAGAGUCUCCAAUUGGGCGUGACGAAGAGCCGCACCUCUGUAUGGUCCCCAAGAAAUACAGAAAGGUCACGAUUAAGUACUCCAAACUUGGACUAGAGGACUUUGAUUUCAAACAUUACAACAGAACCUUGUUCGCUGGUCUUGAGCCACACAUUCCCAACGCGUACUGCAACUGCAUGAUCCAAGUAUUAUAUUUUCUGGAGCCGAUCCGGUGCCUUGUGCAGAAUCAUUUGUGCCAGAAAGAAUUUUGUUUGGCCUGUGAACUCGGCUUCCUCUUCCACAUGUUGGAUUUAUCAAGAGGAGAUCCCUGUCAGGCCAGUAACUUCCUCCGAGCGUUUCGGACCAUCCCUGAAGCCUCGGCUCUGGGUCUGAUCCUCUCGGACUCGGACGAGCAGACGGGGAAGGCCAGACUUGGUCGCUUAAUUCAGAGCUGGAAUCGCUUCAUCCUCACCCAGCUUCACCAGGAGACGCAGGAGCAGGAGGGUCCGCAGGCCUACAGGGGGGCCAGCAGCAGCUCUCUGGGCUCAUCUGCUGAGUCUGUGAUUGGAAAGCUGUUUGGCUGUGAGGUUGAGAACAGCAGUCUGUGUCGAUGUGGGAAGGAAACGGUCCGCUCAUCUCUCACAUUGCUCUUCACCAUGCAUUACCCUGAACAGAACGCUCAGGAAAAAACAAUAAAGGAGUAUGACUUUGCUGAAAUCCUGAAAAAAAGCAUCUGUUUGGAGCAGAGCACUCAGGCGUGGUGUGAAAACUGUGAGAAGUAUCAGCCCACCGUGCAAACACGCAACAUCAGAUGUCUCCCAGAUGUUCUGGUCAUAAACUGUGAGGUGAACAGCGCCAAGGAGGCUGAAUUCUGGAAGGUGCAGGCGGAGUAUGCUUACAAUAAAGCCAUGCAGAAAGAGGCGACAGAACCUGCAAAACCUAAAGAACCUUCGCCCAUGCCAACUGAGUGGUGCUUGGACGGGGAGGACAUGUGCAGUAUGGAGGGCAUCACCUUCGACACCCGGGCAGAAGAUCUGCGACACGUGUGGAUCCCUCACACUCUGAAGAUGUCCAUCAGCAAGAGUCAAGGGCUGGAGAUCAGCAGCUGGCUGGGGGGAGAGGACUUAAGUGCUGAGGAAGAGGCCGAGGGCGCGUCUCUCUAUGACCUGGUGGUCACAGUCCCCCACAUCAUGGAUGCUCGCACCGGCGGGAACCUGGUUGCACACAUCAAAGUGGGCGAGACGUACCAUCAAAGAAAAGAGGGAGUUACGCACCAGCAGUGGUACCUGUUCAAUGAUUUUUUAAUUGAACCCAUCGACAAGACUGAAGCCACGCAGUUCGACAUGAGCUGGACGGUGCCGGCCAUCCUGUAUUACGCCAAGAGGAACUAUCACCUCAAGUACGAUCUCCGCAUUAAAAAUCCCAUAGACGCCAGCGUGCUGCUGACGGAGGCCUCGCUGGCUCGGAAGCAAAGGAAAAGUCACGCCACUUUCAUCCCCCUCAUGGUCAGCGAGAUGCCGCAGGCUGGGGACCUGGUGGGGCUGGACGCUGAGUUUGUCACACUCAACCAGGAAGAGGCAGAGCUGCGCAGCGAUGGCACCAAGUCCACCAUUAAACCCAGCCAGAUGUCUGUGGCCAGGAUCACGUGUGUGCGGGGCCAGGGGCCCAACGAUGGGGUCCCCUUCAUCGAUGACUACAUUUCCACUCAGGAGCAAGUGGUCGACUAUUUGACACAGUAUUCUGGCAUCAAACCAGGAGACCUGGAUGCAAAGAUCUCCUCCAAACAUCUGACCACACUGAAGUCCACGUACCUAAAGCUGCGCUUCCUCAUCGACACAGGAGUUCGCUUUGCUGGUCACGGACUGCAGAAGGACUUUCGGGUCAUUAACUUAUUGGUGCCAAAGGAUCAAGUGGUUGACACGGUUUACCUGUUUCAUUUACCCCGCAAAAGGAUGAUUUCUCUAAGAUUCCUCGCUUGGUAUUUUCUUGACCUCAACAUUCAGGGGGAAACCCACGACAGCAUCGAGGACGCGCGUACGGCCCUGCAGCUCUACAAGAAGUUCCUGGAUCUGGGUCACGGCGCCGGCAAAGAUGAAGUGAGGAAGGUCCUGAAAGAGCUCUACGAAAAAGGCCGUCAGCUCGACUGGAAAGCUCCAGAUUCAGAUGCAGGAGAUAGUCAAGGCGCUGCUGUGUUUCCCUCUGUGAUGGGGCUUUGAGCUGCUCUGUGAUCUACGAUCACGCUGGAAACCUUUUACUGAACUCUUCUGGUUUAGUGUAUUGUUUUAUACUGUUUUGCAUUUAUAUUUACAUUCUGUACAGUAUUAAUAGUGGUUUCUACAGUCUACCUCAUCUGGAGAUGCUACAUUACAGAAUGUGUGACCAAACAGCUCACUUUGUAUUUUUUAUGUGGAUUUUUUUUUUUGAGCGUGAAAAAAUAAAAGACAUGAGUUCUCUAAUAUUCUUUGUGUUUGAUGCCAGGAACUACAGCUAUCAAACUCAAUAAAAAUUCUGUUAAACACCACUAUUUUUUCAAUGCUAGAGUUCAGGAAAUAUGACCCUCUGCAAAACCUGUAGUUUGGAGAAAUGAGGGAUGCAGCUGGAACAGACGUAUUGGUUAUGUGACGCUUCGGUGUUCUGAAGAGCCGCUUUGAAGCUUGUGGUUUUAUUUAAACCUCAUAUUCAGACCUGGCAGGGAGACUGACAAGUAAGGAGCUUAUUGAUUC